Manihot esculenta (cassava) is the source of this 1681-nucleotide messenger RNA. RefSeq lists its product as uncharacterized. The record is from RefSeq and is a predicted model, not a curated record. Bases 86 to 1282 code for a protein of 398 amino acids. The transcript is spliced from 9 exons. NCBI's taxonomy places the organism in Eukaryota, Viridiplantae, Streptophyta, Magnoliopsida, Malpighiales, Euphorbiaceae.
AUAGAUACAAGCCUCCAUUCUUUGGCUCGCAAACCCUGCAAAAAACCCUCUGUGCUUAUCGCUGUCCUCUGAUUUUAAGAUUCCAAUGGAAUCUCUUUCAAGUUCAAUGUUGAUCUCAAGAUUCCCAGAAACACACCCAACCAUCAGCACCCCAUCUUCUUCCUCUCCUUCUCCUUCUUCUUUUUCACUAACCAAGGUAUUAAAUAAGCAAGCUGGGUAUCUGAAAUUUGCCGAUACUGCUCGUUUUCCCAGCCUUCGCAUUCGUGCUGUUGCUCAUGAGGUAUCAGGAGGGGAAGAGGAAGAUCAGAGACCCCUAAAUAAUGGGUUUGGCUUUGUUUCUGAUGAUACCCUUUCUUUGUCUCAGGAUGAUUUAAGGCACAAUAAAAGCAGUGAAAAGAAUGUAGCGAAAAUAAUAAAGGUGGAGACACCCUUGGAGGUUCCACAUGGAAGUGGAACUGGUGGAGGAACCAGAGCUGGGCUUUUUAGAACUCCAAUUUCUGGUGGUGUGCAGAGUGCAACCUCAGCUCAUGGCUUACCUCGACCAGCAUUGGCAGUCCGCAAUUUGAUGGAGCAGGCUAGAUUUGCUCAUCUAUGCACUGUAAUGUCUCGAAUGCAUCACCGAAGAGAAGGAUAUCCCUUUGGCUCCCUGGUUGACUUUGCACCAGAUUCAAUGGGACAUCCCAUAUUUUCAUUUUCUCCAUUGGCCAUUCACACUCGAAAUUUGUUAGCUGACCCUAGAUGCACACUUGUUGUGCAGAUACCUGGAUGGAGUGGCUUGUCAAAUGCAAGAGUAACAAUCUUUGGCGAUGUCUUCCCGCUUCCAGAACACCAACAGGAGUGGGCUCAUAAGCAGUAUAUUGCAAAACAUCAACAAGGUCCAUCUCAGCAGUGGGGGAAUUUCUACUACUUCAGGAUGCAGAACAUAAGUGACAUAUACUUCAUUGGAGGAUUUGGCACUGUUGCUUGGGUUGAUGUUAAGGAAUAUGAGGCCCUUCAGCCUGAUAAAAUUGCAGUUGAUGGAGGGGAGCAAAAUCUCAAGGAGCUCAAUGCAAUCUUCUCGAAGCCCCUUAAGGAGCUCAUGUGCACUGAAACAGAAGUGGAUGAUGCUGCUCUGAUAUCAAUAGACAGCAAAGGAAUUGAUAUCCGAGUCCGUCAAGGUGCACAGUUCAAUAUACAACGAUUAUCGUUUGACGAAGGACAUGCAGUUGAAACAUUAGAGGAAGCUAAGAAUGCUCUAUGGAAACUAAUAAAUAAAGGCCAAGUACACAAUUUGCAGAAAUGAAAAUUUGGUGGCGCAUUGUGUUUCUCGAGUAUGCUUCCCCCCUGUUUUCUUUUUUAAUCAGCAAGAUGAAGUUAAGGAGUUUUAUCCCCCAAAUGUAAGAAUUUUCUUUUCUUUUGAAGUUUUAGGCUAUUUUGAGGAGCACAGGUUGCAUAGGACAAAUAUAUAUGUGUGUAUGGGUGCUUAUGGUCAUGCAAACUUUAGUAUGAUUCACCGACCAUCUCGAAGCAAGCAUGGAAUAUGUCUAGUGAUUUUAUAUAAGGUCAUGGUGUAUCAUGGGGGAGAAAGGAAAAUUUGAGGUUAAAACCAAGAACUUUGGGGUUCAUAAGCAGGAGACGCCUCUUGCUGAUAGAAUGUAUUAUUGGAUUUUAGUUGGGUAAUUUAUAGUAGUAUAAUUACUCA